Alternaria novae-zelandiae is the source of this 1803-nucleotide messenger RNA. RefSeq lists its product as uncharacterized. The transcript is spliced from 2 exons. Gene Ontology annotation, biological process: N-glycan processing; carbohydrate metabolic process. Gene Ontology annotation, molecular function: calcium ion binding; mannosyl-oligosaccharide 1,2-alpha-mannosidase activity. Gene Ontology annotation, cellular component: endoplasmic reticulum; Golgi membrane. The coding region runs from base 1 to 1803 and encodes 600 amino acids. The record is from RefSeq and is a predicted model, not a curated record. Lineage: Eukaryota; Fungi; Ascomycota; Dothideomycetes; Pleosporales; Pleosporaceae.
AUGGCGCUUUUGCGACGCUAUGGGCUAUACACCGUCCUCGCCGUGGGCUUCCUGUACAUGCUUUGGUCCCUCAGCUUUCCAUACGAGCAGCCUGGCGACGCGCCUGUAAACGCCGACAAAGGCCCGGAGAGCCAGCAAAGCCAACAACCAAAGAAAGAGCAAAAGUACAAGUCUUUCGAUUGGACAAAGGUCCCCUUCAAAAACCGCAUCGAGUCCCUCGUUCCACUACCAGCCGGCGAACCGAAAGCCUUACCACCCAUACAAUUCAACUUUGGACAGGAAGAUGCUACGGCCAAGAACAUACGCGAGACGAGGAAGGAAGAGGUUAAGAAACAAUUCCUGAAAUGCUGGAAGAGUUACAGAAGCCACGCAUGGAUGCACGACGAAGUCCGACCUAUAAGCGGAGAGGCAGCGGAUCACUUUGGAGGCUGGGCGGCCACCCUCAUCGACGCGCUCGACACACUAUACAUAAUGGGCUUUGAAGAGGAGUUCUCGUCCACCAUCAAGGAUAUCGAACAAAUCGACUUUGGAUACACCGAUUUGGACCACAUCAAUGUGUUCGAGACGAACAUACGGCAUUUGGGUGGUCUUCUGGCAGCUUUCGAGCUUAGCGGGGACCAGAGGUUAUUGAACAAGGCGAAGGAGGCGGGCGAGAUGCUAUACCAUGCAUUCGACACACCCAACCACCUACCAAUCACGCGAUGGCAGUUCCGUGCAGCGGGCGAGGGCAAACCACAGGUAGCGGACGAGCAGGUCCUCCUUGCGGAGAUCGGAAGUCUGACCAUGGAGUUCACACGCCUCUCGCAAUUGACCGGGGACCCGAAAUGGUACGACGCGGUCAACAGGGUAACCAGACUUCUCGAAGAACAGCAGGACAAGACCAAGCUACCGGGCAUGUGGCCUCUCAUUGUCAACGCUCGAACUGCGGACUUCACUGCUGACAGUGGAUUCACCCUGGGGAGUAUGGCUGAUUCAACGUACGAGUAUAUUGGCAAGCAAUAUGCGCUGCUCGGUGGUCAAGACGCCAUCUAUCGCAAGAUGUACGAGAGAGCGAUGGACACGGCAUCCAAAUAUGCCUUGUUCAGGCCAUCAACCCCAGAGAACUCCGACAUGCUCAUGUCAGGAUUUGUCCGUGCCGAAGGUGCGACGACGGCGUUGGACCCAGAGAUGCAACACUUGGCAUGCUACACAGGUGGCAUGUUUGCCCUCGGCGGAAAGCUAUUCCAGAACGACGAACAUGUCACGAUCGGUCGGAAGUUGGCAGACACUUGUGUUUGGGCCUACAAGGCAUCGCCCGCAGGUAUCAUGCCCGAAGUAUCGCAUCUCCUCAUGUGCGACAAUACGACAACCUGCGUAUGGGACGAGAAAGCAUGGCUCGAUGGUAUACUAUCCCGGACAUCUAAUGCUGCGGACGAAAAGGAUCCGUUGAAGAACAUUGCGAACCUCCGCCUCCCCAGCGGCUUCAUCAGUGUCGAUGAUAGAAGGUACAUUCUCAGGCCGGAGGCUAUCGAGAGUGUCUUCAUCAUGCACCGCAUCACAGGGGAGCAGCAAUGGCAAGCUGCUGCAUGGGAUAUGUGGACGGCUAUACAGCGCUCCACAGACACUGACAUCGGUAAUUCUGCAUUGAUAGACGUAUCUGCCGACUCUCCACCGAGAGCGGACAGCAUGGAGAGCUUCUGGAUGGCGGAAACGCUAAAGUACUUUUACCUGACGUUCAGCGAGCCAAACGUCAUCAGCCUGGACGACUGGGUCUUCAACACCGAAGCCCAUCCCUUCCGCAUCCCGAAACCAAAGGCAGCGUAA